UCUUAUCAGAGGUGGUUGUGUGUGCCGUGCUUCCGUCCCUGACAGCAAACCGCUCAUCGUAACUUCGAGUUCUGAAUAAAGCAUCAUCGAACACUCGGAGGAGUACAAUGAUUUACUUGCAAAAGAGAACCUGCUCAAGCUUUCACUGAAGCCCUCUACCAAAAACAAUAUGGCGAAAACCAAAGAGUCUCGGAGUUUACCACAGCCACCGCCGAAACCAAUCAGUAGAAGGAACUCCAAUGUGGAAGACAGCCAAGGCCGAAAUAAUAUCGAAAAUGGCCUUUACGUGCACUCUUCUCCCCCUAAAGUUGUGUCGAACGACUCGGGCAGUUCUGGCUCAGCCAAUAUCAGGGAAUACCUACGAGGUGGCAACAUCUCAGGUCUGGAGGAGGUCGUCCUUGAUGGCAACGGGAACAAGCUACUCAGCCAGUCGUCUACCGACCCCAAAGUGCGAGCCUUCCUUAAAACAUUACCAGCUUACAUGUCUAAAAUAGACUUGGUGCACGACGCUGCUGAGCGAGGGAAUCUCCGAGAUCUGAAGACUUUACUCGACAGGAGGAAGAUUGCGCGAUCUAAGGACAGUCAGGGUGUGGGGCUGAUGCACAAAGCUGUGCUGUCAGGUAACGCUGAGCUCGUCGAGUAUCUCCUCGAGAACUACCCUGAGACUGCCGCCAUUACCGACCCUGAGGGUCGUACACCCCUGCACUACUGUGCGGCUAGUAAGGCUCCUGAGGCGGUCUACAGUGCAAUGAACAACUCUCCCGACGUCGAUAACCAGGUUCGGGACAGCAAGGGGCGGACUGCGGCACAAUACAUGUCCCGACCCGCUGAACUCAAGAUUGUCCACAAGCCCAAGAACAGUAGCGGCAACCGCAAGAAGUCAACGCCUAGUAAACGCCCCCUGAAGGUUGCCACGCCACCCAAAAGAGAAGGACUGAACAUCAACGGAGCAAACAUAAGGAUCUGGAUCCACGACCAGGACCUCCCGAAGCUGGAAAGGAUCGUGUGGGAGGGACAAGGACAGAAGCUCAUCAAGGAGACCAGCAACAACCCUAAAGUGCGGCAGUUCCUGAACCUCGUACCCAAGAUGAUGAUUAAGAUCAAGGAGGUGCACCAGAGCGUCAUCACUGGCGACAUGGAGAUGCUGGAGGCCAAGGCAGACCAGCCCGAGCUGCUCUCUGCCAAGGACCAAAACGGCCUCAACUCUCUUCACAAAGCCGCGGCUCUGGGCAACGUCGAGAUGUGCGAGUGGAUAUUACAGAAGAAUCAGUCCGCCGUGUUCUCGUCUGAUAAAAUGGGACGAACGCCCCUGCACUACUCCGUCAUCCCGUCCGACGACAACGAAACUUACGACACUUUAAUCCGUGGAGGUGCAGACAGGAAACACGUAGACAGGUUCAAGAAGACUGCUGACAUGUACCGCAACAAGCCCGGUGACCUGGACCUGUCGGUGGUGUACGAGCCCAUCGCCGCGCCCCGCAGCGGCAACGGCGCCCUCGACAUGCCCUUCUCCAGAGCCCCUUCCAUGGGCCCUUCCAGGUUUCCUUCCCGAGCGCCUUCUCGGGCAAGACCAAGUCGUUCGCUGAAUCCCUCCCGCCGAAGCUCAGCCGUGGCGGUGACGCCGCGUCGCGCCAAAAGCACCGACCGCGCCAAGAAGCCCAAAGCAAAACCCGACCCCGAGGACGACUUCUACGAACCUAAGGGGCUGGAGUUCCAUGACAUGAGUGACGUGAGUUCUGCAGAGCUGGAUAAGAUGAUCCUGGAUGGCGACCUUGACAACCUAGAGCUCGUCGUGCUGUCUGGCAGGGGCGCAGACUUGCGGGGGAAAUCUUCCUGGAAUGAAGAUGUUCGCAAGUUCUUGAAACGCGUUCCUGGUUACAUGGCUGGACGAUUACCUCUGCAUUACGCGGCUCAGUCUCGCUCGCCCGGCGGACGAGAAACCUACGAAUAUCUCGAUAGAGUUGGCGGUCAAGCAGACACUGAAGACUACGUAAGUUAA
Molecule: messenger RNA, 1999 nt
Organism: Hyalella azteca
Lineage: Eukaryota; Metazoa; Arthropoda; Malacostraca; Amphipoda; Hyalellidae
Product: serine/threonine-protein phosphatase 6 regulatory ankyrin repeat subunit B
Exons: 14
Coding region: 170-1999 (609 amino acids)
Molecular function (GO): protein binding
Source: RefSeq, a predicted model, not a curated record